UACUAUUCCUGUUAUAGGUAUCACCUCUAGGUGGCGAUAACGGUAGCGAGUCGCGUUUAAACCCUUUUCUAUUAAGUCACGAAUAAAAACUUUUCCUUCCUGAAGCGACAGCAUGGAGAGUCGGAUGUUGUUGUAGAACCGAUUUAUUGUCAGCGUCAUGGCGAGCGAUCUGGACGUCGAGGCGGUGGGACACAUCCUCGUGGACAGACAACAGGAGCUGCCUGCUCGUUUUCGGGCUCUGUUUACACUUCGGAACCUGGGUGGAGCUGAGGCGGUGCGAUGGAUCAGCGAGGCUUUCUCAGAUGAUUCUGUGCUCCUCAAGCACGAGCUGGCCUACUGUCUGGGGCAGAUGCAGGAUGAGAGAGCCAUUCCUGUCCUGGAGACGGUCCUGAGAGACACCAAGCAGGAGCCUAUGGUCAGGCAUGAAGCAGGUGAAGCUUUGGGAGCCAUCGGGAAUCCGAAAGUGUUGGAUUUACUGAAACAGUAUUCUAAGGACCCGGUCAUUGAGGUGGCAGAGACGUGUCAGCUGGCCGUCAGGAGGUUGGAGUGGCUGAUGAAUGGCGGUGGUGAUGUGGUGAACUCCGAGGGAGCAGACAGUAACCCUUACAGCUCGGUGGAUCCGGCUCCUCCAGCACAGAGGAAGAGCGUCUCUGAGCUCAGGACACAGCUGCUGGAUGAGAGCCUGCCUCUGUUUGAGCGCUACAGGGCCAUGUUCGCUCUCAGGAACCUCAGCAGCGAGGAGGCCGUGCUUGCUCUGGGAGACGGUCUGCAGUGCAGCAGCGCUUUAUUCCGUCAUGAGAUCGGUUACGUGUUGGGGCAGAUGCAGCAUGCGGCGAGUAUCCCUCACCUGCGCGCCGCUCUGGAGAACGAAGCCGAGAACGCCAUGGUGAGGCACGAGUGCGCCGAGGCGCUGGGAUCCAUCGGUCAGGACGCGUGUCUGCCCGUCCUACAGCGCUACCGGCAGGACCGUGAGCGUGUGGUGAAGGAGAGCUGCGAGGUGGCACUGGACAUGCUGGAGUACGAGAAGAGCGGCCAGUUUCAGUACGCAGACGGUCUCCUCCGAAUAAACACUGCCGCUCAGUGACGCUGAAACGAAUCCUGAUGACUGACAUGACUUCCACGUCACAGCGUGAGCGCUUCGACAUGAGAUCAGCUUUUCCACAGGAAAUAAACUCAGAUUAGUUCAUUUAAAUCUGUAAAACCAGAAUCUCAACAUGUUUCACUUGACGUGCUUUUUUUUAACAUGUAAAGCAACAUUGGCCGCAAAGACGAGACCAGCGCUGUGUGUGAGACGAUUAAGAAUAAACCAGUGAACAAGAAGGUUUUCCUCCACAACUUUAUGCAAUUCUUUAAACCGCUGUAUUUCAUUUGUUUAUUUCUUCUAUUUCUCCUGUUAUAAAUAGAAAACCUGAAGUAUGUAACGUCACUUGGGACAAAAAACUAAUAAUAAUCUUGUCCUUGCGUAUUUCCUGAACAUUCUGAUCACACGGCGAUCAAACGGAAAGCGUUAUUCCUCGGUAUAAAGUACAUCUAAUCUGAUUGGUUGGUGGAUUUGUUUGUUGUGGAUGUGCUUCCUGUCAUCAAAAUAAAUUCGAACAACUGCU
Messenger RNA from Tachysurus fulvidraco (yellow catfish), 1604 nucleotides. RefSeq names its product deoxyhypusine hydroxylase/monooxygenase (gene dohh). NCBI's taxonomy places the organism in Eukaryota, Metazoa, Chordata, Actinopteri, Siluriformes, Bagridae. Gene Ontology annotation, molecular function: deoxyhypusine monooxygenase activity. The record is from RefSeq and is a predicted model, not a curated record. Bases 158 to 1084 code for a protein of 308 amino acids. Gene Ontology annotation, biological process: peptidyl-hypusine biosynthetic process. The transcript is spliced from 5 exons.